GGCCCCGACCCCCGCGGCGGCGCGGGCCGAGGAGCGCGGCCGGGAGGAUGUCGGCGGGCGGCCGCGACGAGGAGCGGCGGAAGCUGGCCGACAUCAUCCACCACUGGAACGCCAACCGGCUGGACCUGUUCGAGAUCAGCCAGCCCACCGAGGAUUUGGAGUUUCAUGGCGUAAUGAGAUUUUAUUUUCAAGAUAAAGCUGCUGGAAACUUUGCAACAAAAUGCAUUCGGGUCUCCAGUACGGCCACCACGCAAGACGUGAUCGAGACGCUGGCAGAGAAGUUCCGCCCUGACAUGCGGAUGCUGUCGUCCCCCAAGUACUCCCUCUACGAAGUGCACGUCAGCGGAGAAGAAAGAAGAUUGGAUAUAGAUGAGAAACCUCUGGUUGUGCAGUUGAAUUGGAAUAAAGAUGAUCGAGAGGGCAGGUUCGUUCUUAAGAAUGAGAACGAUGCCCUUCCACCUAAGAAGGCUCAGAGCAACGGACCUGAGAAGCAGGAGAAAGAAGGUGUUAUCCAGAACUUCAAGAGAACUCUCUCUAAGAAAGAAAAGAAGGAGAAAAAGAAGAGAGAGAAAGAGGCCGUGCGGCAGGCAUCUGAGAAAGAUGACAGGCCCUUCCAAGGGGAUGACGUCGAGAAUUCCCGGCUGGCUGCCGAGGUUUACAAGGACAUGCCUGAGACCAGCUUUACGCGCACGAUCUCCAACCCUGAGGUGGUCAUGAAGCGCCGGAGGCAGCAGAAGCUGGAGAGGCGGAUGCAGGAGUUCCGCAGCUCCGAUGGGCGGCCGGACUCAGGUGGAACACUGAGAAUUUACGCAGACAGUUUAAAACCAAACAUUCCCUACAAGACCAUCCUGCUGUCCACUACUGACCCUGCUGACUUUGCUGUGGCCGAGGCUCUAGAGAAAUACGGGCUGGAGAAGGAGAACCCCAAAGAUUACUGCAUCGCCCGGGUCAUGCUUCCUCCGGGAGCCCAGCACUCGGAUGAAAAAGGUGCUAAAGAAAUCAUCCUUGAUGAUGAUGAGUGUCCUUUACAGAUCUUCAGGGAAUGGCCAGGUGACAAAGGGGUAUUAGUCUUUCAGCUGAAGAGGAGGCCACCGGACUACAUCCCAAAGAAGACGAAGAAGCACGGCGACGGGAAGCUGAUGAAAGGGAAGGAAAGAGCCGAGGGCUCUGGCUAUGGCUCAGCUCUUCCUCCCGAGAAGCUGCCCUACCUUGUGGAGCUGAGCCCAGAUGGUUCUGACUCCAGAGAUAAGCCCAAGCUUUACCGCCUUCAGUUGAGCGUUACUGAGGUCGGGACAGAGAAGUUCGAGGAGAACUCCAUCCAGCUGUUUGGAUCAGGAAUUCAGCCCCAUCACUGUGACCUCACAAACAUGGAUGGGGUUGUCACUGUCACGCCAAGAAGCAUGGACGCCGAGACGUACGUGGAGGGACAGCGCAUCUCCGAGACCACCAUGCUGCAGAGCGGGAUGAAAGUGCAGUUUGGGGCGUCACACGUGUUCAAGUUUGUGGACCCCAGCCAGGACCACGCCCUGGCCAAGAGGCCUGUGGACGGAGGCCUGGCGGCCAAGGGCCCCCGACAGAAGCCUGGAAUUGUUCAGGAGACGACUUUCGACUUAGGAGGAGAUGUUCACAGUGGGGCAGCACUACCAACAAGCAAGAGCACCGCCAGGCUGGACGGCGACAGGGCGCCGGCUGCCCCCAGCACGGCCGAGCGCGGGACGGUGAGGCCCACGGUCAGACUGGAGCAGCAGGACCCCCGCAGGCACGACGGCAGAACUCAGGAUGCUCCUGGGCCUGAACUCAUACUGCCCGCAAGCAUUGAAUUCAGGGAAAGUUCUGAAGAUUCAUUUUUAUCUGCCAUUAUAAAUUAUACUAAUAGCUCUACAGUCCAUUUUAAGUUGUCACCUACAUAUGUAUUAUAUAUGGCAUGUCGGUAUGUAUUGUCAAGCCAGUACAGACCCGAUGUCAGUCCUACAGAGCGUACUCACAAAGUGAUUGCCAUAGUCAACAAGAUGGUGAGCAUGAUGGAGGGGGUGAUUCAGGAAGUAGACCAGGUUGAUCAGAAACAGAAGAAUAUCGCAGGGGCACUUGCUUUCUGGAUGGCCAAUGCAUCUGAGCUCCUCAACUUCAUUAAGCAGGACCGAGACCUUAGUCGAAUCACACUGGACGCCCAAGACGUUUUAGCACACUUGGUUCAAAUGGCGUUUAAAUAUCUGGUUCAUUGUCUUCAGUCAGAACUGAAUAAUUAUAUGCCGGCUUUUCUGGAUGACCCCGAAGAGAACAGUCUACAAAGACCAAAAAUAGAUGACGUCUUGCACACGCUCACGGGAGCGAUGUCGCUGCUGCGGCGGUGCAGGGUCAAUGCCGCUCUGACCAUCCAGCUCUUCUCUCAGCUCUUCCACUUCAUCAACAUGUGGCUCUUCAACAGACUGGUGACCGACCCCGAGUCGGGGCUGUGCUCUCACUACUGGGGGGCGAUCAUCCGCCAGCAGCUGGGACACGUGGAGGCCUGGGCAGAGAAGCAGGGCUUAGAGCUGGCAGCCGACUGUCACCUGAGCCGGAUAGUGCAGGCGACCACUUUGCUCACAAUGGAUAAAUACGCUCCUGAGGACACCCCAAAUAUAAACAGCACCUGCUUUAAGUUAAAUUCGCUGCAGCUUCAGGCCUUGUUACAGAAUUACCACUGUGCGCCUGAUGAGCCCUUUAUCCCCACGGACCUGAUAGAAAAUGUCGUGGCCGUGGCUGAAAACACGGCCGACGAGCUGGCGCGCAGCGACGGGCGGGAGGUGCAGCUGGAAGAGGACCCGGACCUGCAGCUGCCCUUCCUCUUGCCUGAAGAUGGCUAUUCCUGUGAUGUCGUCAGGAACGUCCCAAAUGGUUUACAGGAAUUCCUGGACCCUCUGUGCCAGAGAGGGUUUUGCAGGUUAAUUCCUCACGCACGUUCACCAGGUACUUGGACAAUAUAUUUUGAAGGUGCAGAUUUUGAGAGCCAUCUUCUGCGUGAGAACAUGGAGCUGGCUCAGCCUCUGCGGAAGGAGCCCGAAAUUAUCACUGUGACUCUCAAAAAGCAGAAUGGAAUGGGCCUCAGCAUCGUUGCGGCAAAGGGUGCUGGUCAAGACAAACUUGGGAUCUACGUCAAGUCUGUUGUAAAAGGAGGCGCCGCAGACGUGGACGGACGCCUGGCUGCCGGCGACCAGCUCCUCAGCGUGGAUGGACGGAGUCUGGUGGGACUCUCUCAAGAAAGGGCAGCGGAGCUCAUGACCAGGACGAGUUCCGUGGUGACGCUGGAGGCAGCCAGGCACGGGGCGGUUUUCCACGGCCUCGCCACGCUGCUCAGCCAGCCGUCCCCGCCCAUGCAGAGAGUUUCAGACCGCCGUGGCUCAGGUAAACCCCGACCAAAGAGUGAAGGUUUCGAGCUCUAUAACAGUUCAGCUCAAAAUGGGUCUCCCGAGAGCCCUCAGCUGCCGUGGGCAGAAUACAGCGAACUGAAGAGACUCCCUGGCGACGACAGGCUGACGAAGAAUCGGGCUGACCACCGCUCCAGCCCCAACGUGGCCAAUCAGCCUCCUAGUCCCGGAGGGAAGAGUGCAUAUGCCCCUGGAGCAGCCACUAAGAUCACGUCCGUCUCCACUGGAAACCUCUGCACUGAGGAGCAGGCGCCUCCCCCCCGGCCUGAAGCCUACCCCGUCCCCACCCAGACCUACACCAGGGAAUACUUCACGUUCCCGGCUGCCAGAUCCCAGGACCGCAUGGCUCCCCCUCAGGACCAGUGGCCGGGUUACGAGGAGAAGCCUCACGUGCACACCGAUGGCCUUCAGUCCGGAGCCACCAUCCAGCGUGUUACCCGCUCCCAGGAGGAGCUUCGGGAGGACAGAGCUUACCAACAGGAGCGCCAUCGACCGGAGGCCGUGCUGGAUCACAAGUCCGACAGCGACGUGUGGGCCCGCCCGAGCCCCUCGGCGGGCUCCAGCGCGUCCAGCCAGGAGCACCUGGACCCCUGCUCCAAGCCGGGCACCCCCGCCUCCACGCUGACCAAGAGCGGCCCCGGGCGCUGGAAGACGCCGGCCUCCGCGCAGCCCCUGCCGGCGGCCGCCCCGGCCACCCCGACAGACCUGCCGCCGCCGCCCCCUCCGCCCCCCGCGCACUACGCCGGGGACCUGGACGGGCUCCCCGCCGAGCUGCCCCAGCCGCCCGCUCCCGGCGGCCCAGUGGCCGGCGCCGAGCGGAGGAAGCGAGAGGAGCAGCAGCGCUGGUACGAGAAGGAGAAGGCGCGUCUGGAGGAGGAGCGGGACAGGAAGCGCCGCGAGCAGGAGCGCAGGCUGGGCCAGAUGCGCGGCCCGGCCCCGAACCCCGCGCCCUUCCCGCCGGCGGCCGGCCCGCACGCGAAGCCCGAGAAGGCCGCCCCGCCGCAGCGGCCGCAGGAGACCGUCAUCCGGGAGCUGCAGCCGCAGCAGCAGCCGCGCACCAUCGAGCGCCGGGACCUGCAGUACAUCACGGUGAGCCGGGAGGAGCUGCCCGCGGGGGACAGCCUGUCGCCCGACCCCUGGAAGCGCGACGCCAGGGAGAAGCUGGAGAAGCAGCAGCAGCUGCACAUCGUGGACAUGCUGAGCAGGGAGAUCCAGGAGCUGCAGGGCAAGCCCGAGCGCAGCGCCGAGGACGGCGACCGCCUGCGCAAGCUCCUGCUGGAGUGGCAGUUCCAGAAGCGGCUGCAGGAGUCCAAGCAGAAGGACGAGGACGACGAGGAGGAGGAGGACGACGACGUGGACGCCGUGCUGAUCACGCAGCGCCUCGAGGCCGAGCGCAGAGCGAGGUUACAGGACGAGGAGCGGCGGCGGCAGCGGCAGCUGGAGGACCUGCGCCGGCGGGAGGCGGAGGGGCGCGCCCGGCAGGAGGCGGAGGAGCGGACGAAGCGGGACGCCGAGGACAAGAGGCGACAGGAAGAAGGUUAUUACAGCCGCCUGGAAGCCGAGAGGCGCAGACAGCACGCGGAGGCCGAGCGCAGGCGGCUGGAGCCGGAGGGGCCAGGCCUGCGCAGACCUCCGCUGCCCCGGGGCUACGAGCCCCCGGCCCCGCCGCCCCCGGCCGCCGCCCCUCCUCCCCCGCCUCAGCGGACCGCCUCCUCCCUGCAGGCCCCGGCCCUGUCCCCAGACCCCCUGUACACCGCCAGGCUCGUUGCGUACCAGGAGGAGGAGGAGGAGGACCGCAGUCUGGCAGGACCAAACUCCUCCGUGGGAUCUGCCGGGGCAGUUGUCGGUGCCCGGGAUGGCUGCUGGGAUCCGAGAGAGAGGCUGGCGAAAAGCCACGAUGCAGAUUUACCUGGAAAUUCCGGAGCCCCUGAGAACUUGACCUUCAAAGAGCGCCAGCGGCUGUUCUCACAAGGUCAAGAUGUGUCCAAUAAAGUGAAAGCCUCUCGUAAAUUAACAGAACUGGAAAACGAACUGAACACCAAGUGAGACCAGGAAACGGCGCCCGUGCUUCGCCCAGCGUGCUGCCUGCGCGGCUUUGGAGGGUGGGCUCAGCGCGGCUUUGGAGGGUGGGCUCAGAGCAGAGAAGGCGGCGGCAUUUCUGCGUCCCAGGAGGGCUGUCUGGAAGCUGAGUGGGAUUUACAGAUAAUCCCGGUCCAAGAAGCUCUUUUGUUUUACCGAGAGAUUAUCAUUUAUACAAUGUAAACACUGUCUGAUUUCCUAAUUCUCUGACUCACCUGAAGAUAUGUGUUUUGUCUCUUUUCCCAGAGUCUGAGUUAGAAACGGGGAGCUGGCAGGGCAGGUGAGGGCAGUGGGACGUCUUCCCUGCUGGCCCCAGGGGGCGCGGAGAGGCCGCGUUCAUCCCGUGUCACAGCCUGGACCGUAAGGAUGGACGGGGAGCGGCCUGAGCCCCCAGGCCCUGUUUGCACUGUUCGGUGGUGACCGCAGGCGCGCCGCAGGGGGGCACGCACGGAGGACGCCCCACGCGUUUCGUCCAGCGCACGCGUGGGCCGGCCUCACUCGCCUUGCGUGUGGAGCCCAGACGCGGCCCGGACCCACGCGUCCUGGGAUGGAGGUGGUGCCCGCCCGAGGCCCUGCCCCCUCCUUCUGCACGGGGACGGCCCUCCCAGCAUAUUCUAAAUAGUUGAUUUUUAAACAUUCUCCAAAAAGGAAAUUCUGAGGGUUUGAACUUAGGAUAUUUUAUUUUUAUAAAUGCCAGGUUAUUGUUAGGCUAAUAAAUCAUUGGUGAUUUUGAAGAUGGCAGUCACGCUAGGAAGUUAAAAUUUCAGAUAUCGAGGGGAAUCUGUGAAAGGGUCUGCUUCACUGGGCGGCAUCCGUGUGGAUAGAAACACAGAUCGGGGGGUGGGGGGCUGGAGGGGGUCAGGAGUGACCUUUGAGCACAACCGUUGCUCAGAAAUUUUAAAUUUGGAGAGGAAAGAGUGACACCCAUGUCCUGUCUGGGAAAGAAGGUUCAAUGAUGUGGCUUCUGUGAUUUAAAUACUGUUAAGAGUGACUUGUGUGACGGUCGAAACUGGUUUUUCACAUCUGAUAGUUACUGAACUUUGAUCUGAUUACUGUGACCAGCGUCAUUUCUUCAGCUGUGAGCACACGGCCGGUGCGGAGGUUUCUGCUGUGUGAUGUGAGAGUGCUAAACUAUGUGGGGGCUGCGAGCGAAGCUUCUUUUUGACAAGUCCCUGCUAUGGGAUCUUGAGGGUUUCCUGCUCCAGAUUGUUCUUAGAAACACGUCUGUCAGGAGAACAUGCACACUUCCAAACAGCAGAGGGAGAGCCUUUGUAGCCUUAGCCAUCGCUGUCAUGAGCGCUGUAGGGCAAGCCCUUGCGGCGCAGGUGUAACUGUCUUUCAUGUCCGUCCGGGUUCUUACCUGGACGUGUGCUGUCACCGCUGCCCGCGUUGAAGGGGGUGACCGGGUGGUCUGUGCUCACGAAGCCCGCACUCGCUCUGCAGCACAGGGGACACAGGCCUCCCAGAGAGCUCGAGAACACCGGCCGCCUCACAGGGACGAGGUCACACUUUGUGUCACGGAGCAGACACCGAGGCCGCUGUCCCGGUAUCUGUAGAAGGACAGACACACCUCAGUACACGCACAUGCGUGUAAGUGCUCACAUGCAGGGGCGGGCGCGCGCGCGCGUGCGUGCGUGAGUGGUUGUAAAGCUGGAAAUGGGCGGGUUUGGCCGCCCGUGGUGACGAGGCCACAUGUGACCCGUGCUUCUCAUGACUGUGCUUCGCUGUGGAGACACCAGAUCUGCUGUACUUCCCAUUUCUACUGUAGCUCAUUUGCAAUCUAUUUUUAAUAAACUUUGUAUCUAUUUAAAAGCA
Molecule: messenger RNA, 7298 nt
Organism: Hyaena hyaena (striped hyena)
Lineage: Eukaryota; Metazoa; Chordata; Mammalia; Carnivora; Hyaenidae
Gene: AFDN
Product: afadin, adherens junction formation factor
Exons: 33
Coding region: 48-5450 (1800 amino acids)
Biological process (GO): regulation of protein localization; signal transduction
Cellular component (GO): adherens junction
Molecular function (GO): cell adhesion molecule binding
Source: RefSeq, a predicted model, not a curated record